AUGCAACUCAGGAAUAACUGUUGGACCGGCUACAGCUUAGUGCAGACGACACAGCUGUCACUGUACCACACUAUCCUCAAGGACUCCCCUGACUUCAUAGACGCCAUGAAGAUGGCCCGCGUCCUGGCUGACAACAUCACAAGCGCCAUGGGCCACAAAGUGUUCCCCUACAGCGUGUUCUACGUGUUCUACGAGCAGUACCUGACCAUUGUCUACGACACGGUCUUCCAGCUGGGCGUGUCGCUGGCGGCCAUCUUUGCGGUGACCGCGGUGCUGCUGGGCUUUGAGCUGUGGUCAGGAGUGCUGGUCAGCAUCACCAUCGCCAUGAUCCUGGUCAACAUGUUCGGGGUCAUGUGGCUCUGGGACAUCAGCCUCAACGCUGUGUCCCUCGUCAACCUCGUCAUGAGCUGUGGUAUCUCUGUGGAGUUCUGCAGUCACAUAGUGAGGGCUUUCUCCAUCAGUGUGAAGAGCACCAGAGUGGAAAGGGCUGAAGAAGCUCUGGCCCACAUGGGCAGCUCAGUGUUCAGUGGGAUCACUCUGACUAAGUUUGGAGGCAUCCUGAUCCUGGCUCUGUCCAAGUCCCAGAUCUUCCAGAUCUUCUACUUCCGCAUGUACCUAGCCAUGGUGCUGCUGGGGGCCACGCACGGACUCAUCUUCCUCCCUGUGCUGCUCAGCUACGCAGGUCCUUCGGUAAACAAAGCCAAGGUGUUUGCAGCCAACAAGCGCUAUGCCGGCACAGAAAGGGAGCACCGCCUCAACUUCUAGAGGCUCUGUGGGGCAAAGAGCAGGACAAUGAUGAUUUUGAACUAACUAACCUUUCUGUCCUGGUCUGGGAGAGACAAUGUGGGGUGACGGAGGUAGAAACAGCAGUUUCUAUGAUUUCUGACACGCACUCGCAAUGCAGGGAUGCAACUCAGGAAUAACUGUUGGGUGUGUCUCUGAGGCCUCUCACACUUUAUUUAAUUCUGAUGGGCAAUUCUGGGUAGUUUUCAUUAGGGCACACAGUGGAAAAAUGUUUUGCAAUGGACAUUUCUUGUCGACCAGUAGUCUUUCCCUGUUUUUGUCUGUUUUGGUGCCUAAUGAACACCACUGAUUUCAGUAACCUAGAAUAGCCCCCUAAUGUAACAUUAGCAGCAAUAGGAUGAUAUACUGUUUCCCCUCUCAACACAGGAAGUCAGCUAUGUGAAUAUAGGAAAAACUUAAACCCCCAUAAACGUCUAGUUUACAUCUUAUGACCCUACUCUUUAUUUUCUCUUGAGGACCAGCUAUUCUUUAGAUUAGCUAAGUAGAAUGUGUAAAGAGAAUGAUAAUAUAUGCAAAAGAUUACUUCUCUGAGAAGAAAAUAAAGUUUGACGAAUCAUUUAUGUAUACUGUAAUGUAACUAAUAAUGAAACCAAAUAAUGUUUAAAGAUACAGUUAACCUGGUAUACAUUCCAGGUGUUCCACACAUAGAAAAAUAAUUACUGUAAUUUUGUUUCUAUGGUUCCACAGUUACUGAAAAACUUGACUAGCUUGAUUUGAGGCAACUUUUAUUAACGUUAUUAUAAUAAUAUUGUGUGACAAUAUGGGUCAAUAUUCACAGUGACGCAGAGUAAGAGUGAUGAUCUUGGACCAGGGCCACCAUGUCCAUAUAAUGAUAAAUGAAAAGGCAAAACUGAUCCAAGAUCUGUGAACAAGAGCUCAGUCUGUAAGUACAUUAUACUAGGCUUGGUCUGGCUUCACAUCUUGCAGUAAUGUUUUUGCUUACAGUUAGGGCUGUGCCCAGUUGUCUGUAGUACCUCAGAAUGUAGGGUUGAGCAAAGAUAUGAAAGUAAAAUUUAUUAUUGUUAUUAUGGGGCAACCAGGGGCUCGAGAUGUUUGUUACAGACAUGCUUGUUGACAAUGCUGCGCAUUGGCACUAGAAAGAAGCACAAUGUUGUAAUAUGGUAACCAUGUCUUGAAUGAAAAUCUUAAUGUUUUAACAUUUUAAUGCGUGGACUGUAUUGCAGCUCGGUAUUGACAGAUUUAAAUCUGAUUUGCAAUAGAAUCUCAUAUUGGUAUAUUGGUACACCACUAUAGAUUUGCUUAAUUUGGUAAAAUAAAAUAAAAAAUAAAUCACUAACUAAUA
Messenger RNA from Oncorhynchus mykiss (rainbow trout), 2107 nucleotides. The record is from RefSeq and is a predicted model, not a curated record. Lineage: Eukaryota; Metazoa; Chordata; Actinopteri; Salmoniformes; Salmonidae.